CUUGCUGAAGAUGCAGUUGCACAAGCACUAACCGGAUAGCUGUGGACUGGACAGAAUCAAGUAAAGCUCACCUUUGCAAGCAGAUGAUCCUCGGCUGAUUUAAACCAGAUGAAGGUGCAGUGAUUUCAUCUGAAACUGUGAAAUGCAUUUGAGGAAAUACAGUAAGAGGUGAUUUCAGUCCGUCCUGUCAACAAGCGGAUAUUAUCAUGGAUUGUUGUCAGUCUGGAAAUGCAGCAGAGAUGGAGGAGAGCUUGAACACUGGGGAAGAUGAUACAGAUGAAGUUGAAGUCCGUGUGCGUAAGGCAUCCUGGGAGCCCGCUGUAUUCUCCACCAUUGGAAAGGAGAUCCAUUAUUUCGCUGGUCAUGAGAUCAGAAUCUGGGAGUCUCUUGAUUCAUUUGGUUCUGUCAUCUGGCCAGGAGCUCUGGCUCUGUGUCACUACCUUGAGUCCAAUCGAGCAACGGUUGAUCUUCUUGACAAGGCGGUGCUAGAGAUUGGAGCCGGCACGGGUCUCGUGUCCAUCGUGGCCAGUCUGUUGGGGGGUUGGGUGACAGCAACAGACCUGCCGGAGGUCCUCGGGAACCUGAGAUGCAACCUGUCCAGAAACACACGGGGCCGCUGCAGAUACACCCCGCAGGUGGCGGAGCUCUCUUGGGGUUAUGAACUCGAUAAGACCUUCCCUCAUUCAGUCUACAGAUACGACUACAUUUUAGCAGCCGAUGUGGUCUAUCAUCAUGACUUCCUAGCAGAAUUACUGGUCACCAUGCGCCACUUCUGCCAGCCCGGAACAACCCUCAUAUGGGCCAACAAGACCCGCUUCGAUUCUGAUCUAUUUUUUUUGGAGAACUUCAAAAAAACGUUCAAUACCACCCUGCUGGCAGACAACGGAGAGGUUAAAAUUUACUCUGCCACCACAAGAGACGAAAGUGGACUAGCGACGUCAAAAGAGACCAAAGGGGUUGCGAGGAAAGGAGAGGACCAAGAUGAAGCGGUCAAGAAAGAGUCAAAGCAAGAGAUUAUUGAAGGAAAGAUUAAACUGACAGUAGAACAGAUGCAAGAAUAUGAAAAGAAAAAUGUGCAAAGGAAACCAGGGUAUGCUGAUUUGGAAAAUCAGGAGGAAACAUUAAAUUUGGAGGAUGGAAAUGUGAACAGUAUCAAAGAAGAAGAGGAGGACAACACAAACCUUGAAACUGAGGACAGUGGAGAUGAAGAGAACGACGGCUGCUCUGAGAUGGAUUCAACAUUAGUAGAGCAGAAAUCUGAGGAAGGAAGCACAGAGAAAGAGUAUGUGAGAUCAUGGGCACCGACUAUUUACUACAGACCUGGGAAAGAAGUUUACAAUUUUUUGGGACAGGAAAUCACAAUUCAGGAGUCAAUCGAUUCUUACGGUGCUACUAUAUGGCCAGCGGCACUUGCACUUUGCCGAUUCUUAGAAACACCGCAGGGUCGUCAACAGAUUGAUUUACUUGACAAAUCUGUACUUGAGCUUGGAGCUGGAACCGGCUUACUUUCGGUUGUCAUCACGCUGUUGGGUGCCAAACUCACAGCUACGGAUUUACCCGAGAUUCUGAGUAAUCUGACGUGCAACCUCAACAGGAACACGAGAGGCCGGCGGAGGCAUGAGCCCCAGGUAGCAGAACUCUUCUGGGGUCACAAGCUGGACGAGACCUUCCCUAAAUCCACACACCAAUAUGAUUAUGUGCUGGCGACUGAUGUGGUCUAUCACCACGACUUCUUGGCCGAGCUGCUGGUCACCAUGCGUCACUUCUGCCAGCCGGGAACUACUCUUGUCUGGGCGAACAAGGUCCGCUAUGCCUCAGAUCUGGGCUUCAUUGACAACUUCCUCAGAUAUUUUGAUAUCACACUACUUGAAGAGUUGGAUGAUGUGAGGAUUUAUGUAGCAACCAGCAAGACACCAGAGAAGGAAGGUGACCAGGUUCAAGAGACGAGUGAGAAAGUGGAGGACAACUGUGACCUUGAGUCAAGCAAGCAGGAUGCCGGGGAACCAAACUCUUCAAGCGAGACAGGAAACAAUGCAGAGGAAGUGGAACAAGAGCAGGAAUGUGACAAUACUCAGAGUUUAGAAAACAUCAAAAAGGAGAAACAAGUAAAGGAGGAACUCCAGGAUUCUGGAAGAUCUGUGGAGGAAGAGGAAGAACUCCUGGAUUCUGGAAGAUCUGUGGAGGAAGAGGAAGAAGCUGAACCUGACAACACAGAACCAGCUGAACAGAGAUCCUGGGCUCCCACUGUCUACUACAGUCAUGGCAAGGAGAUCUACUACUUUCUGGGUCAUGAAAUCAAGAUUCAGGAAUCCAUAGACCAUUAUGGCAGCGUAGUAUGGCCAGCGGCAGUGGCCCUUUGCCGAUUCCUGGACACCGCAACAGGCCGACAGCAGAUCAAUCUACUUGACAAAUCGACCCUGGAGCUUGGAGCAGGAACAGGCCUUGUCUCGAUAGUUGCCACACUUCUAGGUGCUAAACUGACAGCCACAGAUCUGCCAGAAAUCCUUGGAAAUCUGAGGUGCAACUUGAACCGGAACACCAGACAGCAGCGAAAACAUGAGCCUCAGGUUACAGCAUUGGCAUGGGGCUACAAACUAGAGGAGAUGUUUCCCCGCUCCACCCACCACUAUGAUUAUGUAUUGGCAGCUGAUGUGGUCUAUCACCACAACUGUCUCACUGAGCUUCUCGACACCAUGCGUCACUUCUGCAGACCGGAGACAACUGUAAUCUUUGCAAACAAGGUCCGGUAUCAGUCCGACCUGGUAUUUAUAGAGAACUUUCAGAAAGCUUUUAACACCACAUUACUGACAGAGCUGGAUGAGGUGAGGAUUUACUCGGGCACCAUGAGAAUCUGAUGAUAGGGGAUGUGACUGAUGUUAACUUUUUGCACCGCUUCAAGAAGGCUUUCCAACCUACACUGCUGGCAGAGGUAGAAGAGGUGAAGGUCUGCAUGGCUGUGGCGCAUGGACGGCCGUUUGUUUAAUGAACCACACUGUAGACAAUUCCCAUUUGUUUUAGAAACAAUCUUUAGGACUGGAUGACUGGCCAAAACCUUCUACAACAACGGUUUGGCAGUGAUAAUUGGACUGGCCAACUUACCAAAUCUUCGUAUACCUGCUAUACGACAUGUUGCGAUUGACACGAUCCUUUGAAUCAGAAAUUUUAAUAAGAUUUCAAACCACAUAAUGGCUGACCAAAUAAGAUUUUUUUUUACAUUUCUGACUCAAAUCAACUUAUUUACCUGUGGUUUUGAUUCAUAUUACAAAACAUUUAUUUAAUGUUUUUGCCGUUUACACUAGUAUAUAUGUGUGGUUUCAAGUGGUAUUUUUUUGAGAUCCAUUGUUGAACAGUCAGAUCAGAAUUCACAUUGUUUUUGUCAUCUUUCAGUUUGACAGAUUUGAUUUAGACUGAUUGAAAAUAAUAACAGUAAUUCCUCCAGAUGAAAAACAAAUCUGAAUUGUCUGCAUUGUAAAGAAAAACAUGCUGAUGUUAAAAUAAAUAUAGCUGCUGAAGGAAAACAAGUUUGCACAAAUUAGCACAAAAUUAUUAAAUAAAAAGAGACCACGUAAAAUACUAAGAAAAUGUCUUAUCGUGCCUUGAUGGAGAAUCUUGUGCUUAAGAAAUCAAAAAGUUAAUUUCAGAUGAAAUGCAUUUCUUAAUGAAAAUGAUGAAUUGGGAAUCUUAUACCCUUUCUAAGCAGAUGUUUUCAGUACUAUGGAGAGAUUGUGUGGAGUAUGUAUGUGACCCUGGACCACAAAACCAGUCGUAAGGGUCAAUUUGAAAAUGAGAUUUAUAAAUCAGCUGAAUAAAUAAGCUUUCUAUUGAUGUAUGGUUUGUUAGGACAGGACAAUAUCUGACCGAGAUACAACUUUUUGAAAAUCUGGAAUCUGAGGGUGCCAAAAAAUCAAAAUAUUGAGAAAAUCGCCUUUAAAGUUGUCCAAAUGAAGUCCUUAGCAAUGCAUAUUACUUACAAAAAUAAAUUUUUGAUAUAUUUACGGUAGGAAAUUUACAAAAUACCUUUAUGGAACAUGACCUUUACUUAAUAUCCUAAUGAUUUUUGGCAUAAAAGAAAAAUUGAUCAUUUUGACCCAUACAAUGUAUUGUUGGCUGUUGCUACAAAUAUACCCAUGUGACUUAUGACUGGUUUUAUGGUCCAGGAUCACAUAUGCCCUAUAUGAUCAGAUUUUGUUUAACUGAAUUAAAUAAAGACAGGCUAUUAAGUGACUUAGGGCAGACAUUUCGCAAGAUUUUUGUGGUGGGGUUGUUUUUGUGUUGGUUGGGUGUUUAUUUCAUUUUGCUUUAUUAAAUUCAUAUAGGGAAUGUAUAAGAUUUAAACAUGUCAAAGGUAUAAAAAUAGAUUCUUUGGUUUCAAGCAACAUGAUACUUUAAUGCAAUCAAUAUCGUUUUUGUGAUUAUAUAAGUGUUUUACAUUGAUCAUUUUUGUAUUUCCCUAUAAAGAUUGUUUGUGUUCCCAUUUUUUUUAAAAUAAAAAUGUUAAAAAAAAUAAAAUGAUGAAUUAAUUAUUGUGCUAUGCACAUAACCAUAAAUAUUCAUGAUAUCCCAAAUACUGUUUACCACAUCAUAAAAAACUAUACAUGUCCAUCUAAAAAGGUAAACAAACAUUCUUUUUUUUUUUUUAACACAUUUCUAAUAAAGUGCAACUCUACUGUUGUCCAUAACAUUCAACAUGAAAAACUCCUGAAUAAAGCCUGUUUUUGUCAAAAAAUGAACAAUAUGUUGUCAGUCCCAGAUAAUUUUAUUCAGAAUCUUCAUCAAAUACACUGUUCAGCACAUUUACCGUUUUAACAAAAUAACCGGCUGUUACUUCUGAAACGUCUCACGAGGAGUAAUGGAUAUAAAAUAACACCUACCUACUCUAUGCAUGAAUUAAAAUGACUUUAAAAUAUUGGCAUUACCUAGUAUUCAUUUAUACUUUAUAAAUACAAGACAUCCAUAAAUAUAUCUGAAGAUAUUCAAGGGUUUUUGAUACAGAAUAAUGUGAUAUUUCCUGAAGAAACGCAGAGGUGGACGGGGGUUGAAGAUUGUGAAUAUUUAAGGCCAUUUUUUGAAGAACCUGUCAUUGGAAACGCCUCGAGCCCUGAACAAACAACACAAACACGCAUGAUAAUAAUAAAAAAAAAAAAAAAAAAAAAAAAAAAAGAGAAA
Molecule: messenger RNA, 5166 nt
Organism: Ctenopharyngodon idella (grass carp)
Lineage: Eukaryota; Metazoa; Chordata; Actinopteri; Cypriniformes; Xenocyprididae
Exons: 11
Coding region: 207-2855 (882 amino acids)
Biological process (GO): peptidyl-lysine methylation
Cellular component (GO): cytoplasm; cytosol
Molecular function (GO): protein-lysine N-methyltransferase activity
Source: RefSeq, a predicted model, not a curated record